Molecule: messenger RNA, 2997 nt
Organism: Amaranthus tricolor (Joseph's coat)
Lineage: Eukaryota; Viridiplantae; Streptophyta; Magnoliopsida; Caryophyllales; Amaranthaceae
Exons: 3
Coding region: 1076-2500 (474 amino acids)
Source: RefSeq, a predicted model, not a curated record
CUAUUUGCUACCUAUAGCCGCUAUGACAUAACUUAGACACAAUCCAUGCCUACUACACACACUACUACUUCAAUAAACUAUUAUUGUAGAUGUAGUAGUCUUGUGAAGUCAUCUUAAACAAACAAUUAAUAAAUGACUUAUCAAAUCCCUCAAAAUGAAUAACCUAAGAUCCUAAUUGUCAUUAAUUAGGGGUAUCAAAAAGACCCUAAUCCCUCACUAACACUAUAAGCACUUGUAUUAAGUUAUCACCAAAAGUGUAAAAAGAUUACCCUAUAAAGGCUAGACAAACGGCCUGAAUCCUUGAUUGCGCCGUUCAAAGCAUACCCCACAUUUCACACCUACAAUCAUCACUCUCUUUUCUCAAGCUCCAUUUUAAUGGCGGAUCAUCAAACAUCCUAUUCUCUUAUCUUCUUCCCUCUUCCCCACAUCAAUCCCUACCAUUCUUGAGCUUUUUCAAAUAUCCAUCUUCUCUUUCCCUUUAUCUAUUCUCUACUUUCUUUCUUUAUCUUUUUUUCAUACUGUUUUUUCUUCUGAUUACUUUAUUUUAUGCUGUAAACUGGCCCCAUUUGAACCAAAAGCAGAGAAAAUAAACAACAAAGUUAUCACAGUUUCCCAUUUGCUUGCUUCUCUCUAACGGCAUUCUCUUCUUCCUUCUUCUGAGCUCUCCUAUUCUUACUCCUCACUAUCCCACUCACUUUCUCCUCAUUUUUCACCAACUGAAUAGGAGUAGGAGAGUAGAAAAGUAUGCACUGAAAAACCAGUUAUAGUUUGUUCAUUCAUUCAAUAACCAUUUGUUGCAAUAUCGUUACAAAAAGCAGGAACAAUUAUUGCAUGAUUUGGGGUUUUUUAGCUUUAUUUUUCUAGAUUUUUAGUGUUUGAGAAGACGGAAAAGGUUGAAGGAAUGGAGAGAAAACAGGGUUUUUUCCAAACCCAGUUAUAGUUCAUCCAUUCAAACAUUCGUUCAACUCCUAGUUCUUGCAAAAUCUCUACAAAGAAGCAGAACCAAUUAUUACUUGAUUUAGGAUUUUUCUGAUUUUAUUUUUGUACUUACUUUUAUACUUUUUAGGGUUUGAGAAUGGAGAGAAAACAUGGGUUUUUCCAAACUCUAAAAGAGGAAGUAGUUCGAGGAUUAUCCCCAGGAAAAUCAAGGUCUAGAAGUCCAGCUAGAAGUGGGUCUCCCAUGACAAGUCUUCUCCGACGUCGGAAAAACCACCAUAAGCACAUCCCAGAAGUUUUGAUUGCGAGAUCCGGUAGUUUAAGGCCACCGGAAAUGCUGUCCCCUUUGAGAGAAGGACCUGACCAGUGCAGUGCACGUGAUGAGAGAGAAGACGGAGGUUGGGCACAUUGGAUGAAGCGUAACCCAUCUGUUUCUGGGUCUUCAUCUUCUUCAUCUUCUGGUGCUUGUAAGAGGUCGGAUCUGAGACUUUUGCUCGGUGUCUUGGGUGCGCCACUUGCUCCGGUGCACGUUAGCGCUAAUGACCCUCUUCCUCAUCUCAGCAUCAAGGAUACCCCAAUUGAGACUUCAUCAGCUCAGUAUAUCCUGCAGCAAUACACAGCUGCUUCUGGGGGGUUGAAGCUCCAAAACUCUAUCCAUAAUGCAUACGCCAUGGGAAAACUGAAGAUGCUAGCUUCUGAUAUCGAGACUCCUAGCAAGGUUAUCAAAAACCGAAACUCCUCUAAGUCUGCAGAGUCUGGUGGUUUUGUGUUGUGGCAGAUGAAUCCCGAUAUGUGGUAUGUUGAGCUUGCACUCGGUGGUAGCAAGGUUCAUGCUGGUUGUAAUGGAAACAUGGUUUGGAGGCACACUCCUUGGCUUGGUGCUCAUGCUGCUAAAGGGCCUGUUAGACCCCUACGUCGUGCACUUCAGGGCCUUGAUCCAAGAACGACUGCUGCAAUGUUUGCUGAUGCACGAUGCAUUGGCGAGAAGAAGAUCAACGGUGAAGACUGCUUCAUCCUGAAACUAUGUGCUGAUCCCAAGACGUUGAAGGCCAGGAGUGAAGGGCCAGCGGAGAUCAUACGACAUGUUCUGUUCGGUUACUUCAGUCAGAAGAGUGGGCUUCUUGUGCACAUCGAAGAUUCACAUUUGACCCGCAUUCAGUCUAAUGGAGGAGAUGCCGUGUAUUGGGAGACCACUAUUAACUCAUGUCUUGAUGAUUACAGGCCUGUCGAAGGAAUCAUGAUAGCUCAUUCAGGCCGUUCGGUGGUAACCCUCUUCAGAUUCGGAGAAACAGCAAUGAGCCACACUAAGACGAGGAUGGAAGAAGCUUGGUCAAUCGAAGAAGUAGCUUUCAACGUCCCUGGCUUGUCUAUCGACUGUUUUAUCCCCCCUGCUGAGGUUAGGUAUAGCUCGGUUGGCGACUCGUGUGAGCUCCCACAUGGCGAGAGGUUAAGAACGAUGUCAGCUACGGCAGCAGCAUAUCGUGCUAAAGUUGCUUCGAUGGACCGAACAUACGAGAACAACAUGGGCAACAUUGCUUGGCAGAUGGACAGUAUGCAUGUCUGACAAUGGAGGCUUAACUCAGGGAAUUCUUCGCCACAGAUAGUAGACGACAGGGUAGCUAGAUUUGUAGGCAUAGUAAUCGACAAAUCGUAAGGUCUUUUUAGCUUACAUUUUCCAUCGGAUACUUUUGUUGCCAUUGAAUCUGUAAAUAGGCAGUGAUUCACAAGAGGGGGGUAGUUUUUACAAAAUGGGGCUCCGAAUGUUUUCGUGUUUAUGGUGCUCGUGUUUGCACCCACUGGCCGUCCAUGGGAGGGGUAAUCUGAUGGACAGCCGGGCUGGCCAGUCGUCUGUGACGGGUUUCAUGUGGAUCUUUAAUCUGAUGGAUUCUGCAUUUUAGUACUUACAUUUGAUGGUAUCAAAGGAUCAUCCAUCUCAAUUGAUGAUGAUAUAUCUUGUUCAUCUUUGUGAGUUUCUCUUGCACUAGUAAGGAGAAAUUUCCCCUGAGAAGCUCUAAUUUUAUAAUUUUUAGAAAUCCACUGAUAUUAUUUGUUUGACGUUAA